Salvia miltiorrhiza (redroot sage) is the source of this 1379-nucleotide messenger RNA. RefSeq lists its product as uncharacterized. NCBI's taxonomy places the organism in Eukaryota, Viridiplantae, Streptophyta, Magnoliopsida, Lamiales, Lamiaceae. The transcript has a single exon. Gene Ontology annotation, cellular component: membrane. The record is from RefSeq and is a predicted model, not a curated record. Bases 399 to 1256 code for a protein of 285 amino acids.
AAAAUCAUGAAGAAGCCUACAAUUAAAAGAAGCUUAAAAUAGACAGCACACGAAUGUGGACACUUAGUAUAUCACAAUCCACAUUUCCCACACAAAGCCUUUCUUUCCCGAUCCUUUUCGUUUAAUUUCCUUUUGCUUUCUCAACUUUUAUCUCGAGAUUUAUCGAUUAAUCUUUCCAUAGCUGCAAUUAAUCCUUUCUUGAUACACAUUAAUUCCCAUUUGAUCAUCAAAACCCCCCAAAAAAGAGUGUCGAAAACUCUUGAAAAGAUAGAUAUAUAUAUAUAUAUAUAUAAUACACCAAUCAAUCAAUCAAUCCAAUGAUUAUGAAACCCUCGAUUCAAGAUCACCACCCCCACCCCCACACCGAUCUCCAAUGAUCAUGGCAUUAGAUAUUCUUGAUGGGGCACAAUUGCAGAAGGGAUUGUGUCAUCGCUCUCAUCGUGUUGAAUGCAUGGCUAUGGCAGCUCGUUGAGGGAUCAUCAAUAUCAUCAUCGGAGAGGGAUUCAUUUCUCUACGAUUACGCGUUCAAGAAGAUCAAGAAGCUCCGGUCGGGGGAGGUGUACGACGUCGCCCCUCCGGCCAACUUCUCCGGCGUGGAGGUGGCCGUGGCCCGGGUGCGGCGGCGCAGCCUGUGGAGGAAAGGGCUCACCAUCGGAGCCGUGGCGAUCCCGGCUCGGACGCUGCCACGGCCCUUCACAAGGAGAGUGGAUUUAGUGUAUCAGAAUCUUGGGAACUGGUCUUCACAUUACUACGACGUGCCCAACCACACCUUCGUUGCACCUGUGCUAGGGUUUCUAGCCUACGACUCCAAUGGGAGUGGGGCCAUUGAGCUGAGGGGGGGUGGUGAUGACGAUCCUUUGCUGCUCAACUUCUCGGGCGUGGCCUACGGAGGCGUGGGCGGGGCCACGAGGUGCGUUAGGUUCGACAGGGAUGGGAGGUUGGAGCUUGAAGGCACGACGAGGGGGAGCUCCUGCGUGGUGAGGGCGCAGGGCCACUUCUCCCUCGUCGUGCCUAGGAAGGCGAAGAGGGGUUAUAAAUGGUGGGUGGUGGGGGUUGGGGGGGGAGCUUUGGGGUUGGUGGGGGUGGUUUUGGUGGUGGUGGGAUGGAAGAGGUUGAACAGGAAGAAGAUCAAGAAAAUGGAGCAAGAAGCUGAGAGGUGUGUAGGGUUGGAGACUAUGUGGAUUGGGAGGAGCAGAAUGCCUUUUGCUUCAGGUAUUAGGACACAGCCAGUUCUUGAAAAUAGUUAUCUUCCUUGAGAUAUUAAUCAAAUUUUGUUAAUUGGGUUCAUGUGAAAUGGUGAAAUAUGGUGUUUUUCUUGGAUGAUGUAUUGUAUCCUAUGUUAGUGUUUUCAUGUGCCAAUAUCUAUCUUCAUUAUACUA